AUAAAAUCCCUCAGCUCGACACAACACAUGCAUCUAUGGACAUUGAUCUCAUUGGGAUUGCCAAGAAUAACAAUAAAACAGGAUCGGGAUCAGCUGCUGUGGCGUUCAUGAGCUACACCACAAUGGAGAAUCUACUGAAGGCAGAAUUCUUCAACACAUCAGAUGACACAUCAGUUAAAACCAUGAUGUCCACUGUCAUCUCAGCUACUCUUCCAAAAACCACCAACAGACAGCUCACAAAACCAGUCAACUUCACCCUCAAACACAUCCGAGAGCUUGUGUCUGGAGGGAGUGUGUGGUGUGUGUACUGGAACAUGACUGAGUGGACUGUAGAUGGUUGUUGUGUUUUAGACACAAACAGCAGCUACACUGUGUGUUCAUGUGUUCAUCUGUCAACAUUCGCUCUCAUCAUGCAAACCAGCAGCACACCAGCAGAGGAUGAUCAUCUGAUGGAAGUGUUGAAUUUGGUGGCUGUGUCGGUGGGUCUGGUGUUUAAUAGUUUGGCUCUGUUGACUUUUGCUUUCUGUCGAUGGAAACCUGGAGUGAACAAUGUGGCUCGAAUCAACCUCUGCAUCAGUCUGCUGUCGGCUCAUCUUCUGUUCUUCCUCACACAACACUUCCUCACACACAUCAGACCUCUUCAGGUGUUGUGUGGUGUGCUGUCAGGAUUUCUUCACUUUCUCUUUCUCUCCUGCUUUGUGUGGAUGUUCAUUGAAGCUGUGCUGCUCUACAUCUGCGUGAAGAACCUAUCACAGAUCAGCUCCAGACAGAGGGCGGUGCUUAGCAGCAGAUUCUUGAUUGUGAUUGGAUAUGUGAUUGCUCUGGUUAUAGUGGGUGUGUCUGUUGGAUUGGUUCCUGACGGCUAUGGCAGUGACGAAUGCUGGAUUAAAGUGGAGAAAGGCUUCAUCUGGAGUUUUCUGGGACCUGUUUGCUUCAUUCUCGCGAUAAACUCGAUUCUCUUCAUCAGAAUCAUCAUCAGUCUGAACUCAACUCUCACAAAGCUGAACGCUGAAGUUUCACGGAUGAAAUAAACCAAGAUUAUGGUUUUUAAAACACUGGCUCAGUUUGUGGUUCUUGGUUGUCCCUGGAUUCUGGGUUUCUUCACUAAAGACAGUAAGAUGAUGGAGAUUCUCUUCCUGAUCCUGAACUCACAGCAAGGAACCUUCAUCUUCCUGAUCUACUGUCUCCUCAAUAAUGAGGUCAGACAGCAGUAUGUUAAGUGGAUGAGAUGUCUCUUUUGACUCAAAUCAAAAUCAUAAAGAUUUUAUUCAGUAAGGCAAAAAUAGCACUGUGGC
Molecule: messenger RNA, 1295 nt
Organism: Triplophysa rosa
Lineage: Eukaryota; Metazoa; Chordata; Actinopteri; Cypriniformes; Nemacheilidae
Product: adhesion G protein-coupled receptor E3-like
Exons: 9
Biological process (GO): cell surface receptor signaling pathway; adenylate cyclase-activating G protein-coupled receptor signaling pathway
Cellular component (GO): membrane
Molecular function (GO): G protein-coupled receptor activity
Source: RefSeq, a predicted model, not a curated record